AUGGGUAUAAUUGUUCGAAAUCGUAGAGGACAACUAGCGGAUGGCAGAGCAAAGUCAAUUGCAGCACUGUCAAGCAGAUUUUCGGAGGCAGCUGCUGUUAGGGAAGCUUGCAUGAUGGCGAGAUCUGUGCAACUACAAAAUGCAAUGAUAGAGAGUGAUAGUGCAGAGAUCAUCCAUCUCAGCUCAACGCAAAUUGUUCCUCCAUGGGAAAUUGUAGUCUUCAUUGAGGAUAUCAAAACAAAUGUCAGAAUGCUAAAUUUGAAUCUCAGCAAACUACCUAGAACCCUAAACAAACCGGCUCAUUAG
Messenger RNA from Ilex paraguariensis (yerba mate), 306 nucleotides. The record is from the annotation of a GenBank genome assembly. Lineage: Eukaryota; Viridiplantae; Streptophyta; Magnoliopsida; Aquifoliales; Aquifoliaceae.